This is a messenger RNA of Silurus meridionalis, 2339 nucleotides long. It is a transcript of the gene rtn4rl2b, whose product is annotated as reticulon 4 receptor-like 2b. Gene Ontology annotation, cellular component: plasma membrane. Bases 118 to 1503 code for a protein of 461 amino acids. The record is from RefSeq and is a predicted model, not a curated record. Gene Ontology annotation, molecular function: protein binding. The transcript is spliced from 3 exons. NCBI's taxonomy places the organism in Eukaryota, Metazoa, Chordata, Actinopteri, Siluriformes, Siluridae.
GUGCUGGUGUCGCUCCUCAGUCGCAGCGGCCCGAGCUCGAGAUCCAGAGCUGACUAGAAGCAGAGAUAGCAGGCUUUUCCCCCGCUCAGGCUAACUCGCUCACGGCUUUGGUUCAAGAUGGUAACUCGUGGUGCCGCGCGGCGUCAACGCAUCUCCAACGCGCUCAGUUUCAAGAGCGGUCUGACUCUAUGGCUUGUGCUAUGGCUGUUGGCAAGUCACUGCGCCCCAGGGAAAGCGUGUCCAAGGCUGUGUGUGUGCUACCACAUGCCUAUGACCGUCAGCUGCCAGUCUCAGAACUUCUCCUCUGUCCCGGCAGGCGUGCCCUACGACUCGCAGCGUGUCUUCUUGCAGAACAAUCGCAUCACCGAGCUCAGGUCUGACUCCUUCGGCUUUGAAACACAGGUCCUUUGGCUGUAUUCCAACAACAUCUCUUGGAUUGAGGCAGGUGCUUUCAGCAACCUGCGUGUGCUCGAAGAGCUGGAUCUUGGGGACAACCCGUCGUUGCAACAGUUGGAUGGGGGGGCAUUCCGGGGUCUUGAGAGGCUUCAGAGUCUGCACAUGCACAGGUGUGGCCUGACCGAGCUGCCUGCAGAUGUGUUUAGCAAGCUUUACAGCCUGCAGUUCCUCUACCUGCAGGAGAACCAGCUGAACCACUUGCCUGAUGGUGUGUUCUCUGACCUGGUCAAUCUCACGCAUCUGUUUCUGCAUGGCAACCGCCUACGCACAGUCUCUGAGAACGCCUUCCGUGGCCUUGUCAACCUUGACCGGCUGCUGUUGCACGAAAACCGAAUCCGACAGGUCCACCGCCGUGCCUUUCGUGAUCUGGGCCGCCUGACCAUCCUCUACCUGUUCAACAAUGCCCUUCGUGAGCUGCCUGGUCAGACACUCAAGGACACCACUGGUUUGCAGUUCCUGCGCCUCAACGAGAACCCCUGGGCAUGUGGCUGCGAGGCACGCUCUCUGUGGCAGUGGUUCCGUGAUGCGCGUGUCUCGAGCUCUGAGCUGAUCUGCACCUCACCUUCAGCACGCCAGGGCCAGGACCUGCGCUUCCUGCGUGAGCUCGAUUUUGCCACCUGUCCACUUCCUGAUCCUGGCUCUCUGACCGGCACCACCACCACCACCUUCAGCACCAAGACACGCUGGUGGUUCUCCAAGAACAAACCAGUCGCCUCAGCCAAGGGCGUUUACCAGAAGAAUGCCGACCUUCCCAAAGCCUUCCCUUUCUCCUCAGUGAAGAAUGCUCAUUCUGCAGCAGUAGCAGCUGCAGCUGCUUCAGCAUCUAAGUACGAGCUGACGCCGGAGGAGGCUGCCUUGCCGAAACUUGAGCCCGAAGAGUACUGGGCCAACUACGGCAAUGAGGAUGCAACCUCAGUCCGCUGCUUCGAGCUCGACUGCGACGACUCUCAGAUGCUCCCUUCGUCUUCUUCCUCUGCCGCUCCUUCGUUUCUGUAUCUCCUUUCUCUCUCUGUUCUGGCUCUCUCGCUUCACUUGCUGUUUGGCUGAACAGAGUGUGCUAAUUUCCUCUCUUCUCUUCUUUUGCCUUUUUUCUGUAUUCGGCCCCUGACGACUUAAAGGGGUCUGAUGCUGACAGGCACACUACAGCAGCCACAAAGACCACAGAAAUGGCAAAGAUGGCACAUGCAUAUACACACACACAAACACACACAGGUACAAGCUCACAGGCACACACAGAUGCUCAAACACUUUACAUAUUUGGUGCUGCCUAGUGUCAUUUAUGAGGCAGAGUUUGAAACGUUGCCUGGACUGCAACUCUCAGGAGACCUUGCAGCUCUACACUGGGCACUCUGCAGUCAGUGACACAGAAACAGAGAUACAAACAGCUAGAUAGAAUGUAAAUGGUGGUACAGUGUGAUGGGGGGGGUCAAAAAUGCAGACUUUUCAGAGAUGUGCUAUAAAACUUUCAUGAAAGUACAUACACAGCUGUAAAUAUGCAAUUCCAUUGUGUCACACUAAAUAUCUUGUAAACAACCGGACCUAGAAUGCUAGUCAAACAAGAUUGUGCACGGUUUUCCUUCUUCUUGUCUGUCUGCUUGGUUUUACAAUCCAUAAUCAGAAAUAUUGAAGGAUGGAUUUUGCACCCAUGUGUCUUUAUUCCUUUAUGGAUUUAGUAGUAAUAUCUGUCCUGCAGUGAGCUGAACAUAUAACAUUGUAAUCUGUGUGGUGAGGUUAGUUCUGACCUUUCACUGUGUUUUUUUAUUGUUUAAAAGGAUUGUACCUGAAUUACAGUUAAAAGGAGGCAUUCACUGUACACAUUACUGUGCAUCAUCAUAUCACAUUUGUGUUAAAUAAAUACCCGAAUAAAGCUUUUUUUAAAUAAA